This is a messenger RNA of Clarias gariepinus (North African catfish), 1759 nucleotides long. It is a transcript of the gene sugt1, whose product is annotated as SGT1 homolog, MIS12 kinetochore complex assembly cochaperone. Bases 72 to 1049 code for a protein of 325 amino acids. Gene Ontology annotation, molecular function: protein-folding chaperone binding. The transcript has 13 exons. The record is from RefSeq and is a predicted model, not a curated record. NCBI's taxonomy places the organism in Eukaryota, Metazoa, Chordata, Actinopteri, Siluriformes, Clariidae. Gene Ontology annotation, biological process: protein stabilization.
AAAAAAAACAUCACUAACCGAAAACGCAAGAACUUUCUAGAAGCAAAGCACGAGCAUUGAGAGCAGGGCCAAUGGCAAGCGACAAGAGUUUUACUGACAGCUUCAUAGACGCGGACCCAACACAAGCUCUUAAGGAGCUGAAUGAGGCUUUGGGUGAUACGGCUGAUAACGCAGAAUGGCUGUGUCAACGAGCGUAUGCACACAUCCUGCUCAAAGACUAUACCAGAGCAGUUGAUGAUGCUAAGAAAGCACAGCAGCUUCAGCCUGGUAUGGCCCUGGCAUUCCUGAGGACAGGAAUUGCAGAAUAUCAUCUGAACAACAUCAGUGCCGCACACCAGGCUUUCACAGCUGGAAAAGGACUUGAAGGUGCUAAUGAAGCCUUUUCAACCUGGAUCAAGAAUUGUGAAGAGAAAAUGGCAACACAAAACCAAAAUGGAACCUCAAAUGCGCAAACUGCAGCUCCACAUGUCAAACAUGACUGGUACCAGACAGAAUCUCAAGUUACCAUCACCCUAAUGGUAAAAAACAUCAAGAAAGAAGAUGUUCGUGUCUCAUUCCAGGAAAAGGAGUUAAAAGCAGUGGUGAAACUACCAUCUGGUGAGGAUUACUGCCUACAUAUCCAACUUCUACAUCCUGUGGUUCCUGAGCAGAGCACAUACAGGGUCUUCUCCACCAAGGUUGAAAUAAAAAUGAAGAAGACAGAAGCCCUCCGGUGGGAGAAGCUGGAAGGCGAAGGCAUCCUCCCUAACGUGAAGCACUUUUCUCCCUCUCCGAACCAAUACCCAUCAUCCUCCCACUACACCCGCAACUGGGACAAGUUGGUGGUUGAUAUUAAGGAGGAAGAGAAGAAUGAGAAGCUAGAGGGAGAUGCAGCACUGAAUAAGCUGUUCCAGGAGAUCUACUGUGACGGCUCGGAUGAGGUCAAGAGAGCCAUGAACAAAUCCUUUAUGGAAUCAGGAGGCACCGUUCUCAGUACUAACUGGACAGACGUGGGCAAACGAAAAGUAGACGUUAAUCCCCCUGAUGAUAUGGAGUAUAAGCAAUAUUGAAGGAACUUGGCAUGAUCAUAUCACCAGACAUACAGUUCCAUCAUCAGCUCACAACCCUGGGCUUCGCUUCAUUAUCUUUACAUUAUGUCCUCUUCACAUUUGACUUCAAACCUUCAGACCUAAGUGCGUAAUCACAAGCUGGGGCAAACAGUUGCAGAGAGCACUUGUUUAUUGCUCGUAAAUAUUCACUGGUGGCACUGAAGAUUGGUCUAGGAUGAAAGUCCAUCUGUGUCUAAGAACCACCCCUCGAUGUUUUAGCCUUAUAAUGCACAUGUACGUUUUCUUUGCCCCUAUUUUGUUUUUGUUUUUUUAAAGCAGUCUGUGAAUGGAGACUGACUGUCUCAAACAUAAUCUCUCUGACAUUUUUUCACCUUUUUGAGUAUCACUCGUCACCUGUUAAGCAGACAUGGAUCAGUACACAUUUCGGCAAUUUUUACAAUGUAUUACAGAAGUUGUUUUUUUCCCCCUUGAAUAUUAAAACACAUUGUAAAUAAAUUUUUCUCUUGGUCUGGAAAUAUAAGUUCUCUAUUUUUUUUCUAUAUUCAAAAUGGUUUAUUAAGCCUUACACAGAGAAGUUCUGUCUUCUGUCACCCUUGGAAUAUUUGAUGCAAAGCUUUCAUGAAGGGCCUAAAUGAUGUUUGGUUCAUAAAGCAAUUGCUUUCCACAUUUGGUUAAAAAAAGAAAAAUAAUAAAUAGAUUUGUUUGCUUUG